Molecule: messenger RNA, 3843 nt
Organism: Erythranthe guttata (spotted monkey flower)
Lineage: Eukaryota; Viridiplantae; Streptophyta; Magnoliopsida; Lamiales; Phrymaceae
Source: RefSeq, a predicted model, not a curated record
AUGAACGAUGAGGUUGAGCACCUUGAGGGAAUUAUCCAUCCCAGUUCUGUAGAUACUUUUGCGUGUGAUGAAAGUGGGAUGAAGAUGAUGGUAGAGGAACUUGACGAACAAAAUCCUAUCCACAUUGCUACUCCGGAUUUGAGUGUGAGCGAGGAGACGAGUUUCAACUUUGAGGUAGAGCUUACUCCAAAGCUCGAAUAUCUUGUAUACCAGUUUGAGAGAUCGGUAGGGCUCGGGGGCCCCUUGACAGUUCAUUGUAUUGGGGAUCUUAUCCGAAAAUUUAAUCCCGAUCUGGUAUUCUUAUCGGAGACUAAAUGUGAUGCGGCGAAGAUUGAAAUUCUAAAGAGGAAAUGGGAUCUGUUUGGAUUGAAUGUGAAUAAAAUUGGGAAAUCGGGUGGCUUGGCCCUUCUAUGGAGAAAGGAUAUCACAGUGAAUGUUCUAAGUUAUUCCCAAAAUCAUAUCGACGCUACAGUUUCGAUGCCAAGAAUUGAAGGGAUUUGGCGAUUCACGGGGUUCUAUGGGGUAGCAGAUCACACACUACGACACCGAUCUUGGAACUUACUCCGGACUUUGGCCGAAGGAAUGGCUUUGCCAUGGGUUAUCGGUGGCGAUUUUAACGAAAUUCUUUGUAACUCGGAGAAAAUCGGUGGGGUUCCAAAAAUGCCAGGGUCUGAUCAUAUCCCUUUGUUGUUGCAAUUGGCUGGAUACCCUCGUGAUUUUAUGAAUAUGAAGACAAAACCAUUUCGAUUCGAAACCAUGUGGACUAGCCAUGAAGAGUGCACGAAAAUUAUCGAGGAAAUGUGGGCAGCAGGCACAACACUGGAUCCAAUUGAGAUGUGGAGGGAAAAAACAAAUGCUUGCCGAGUAGGUUUGACUCGUUGGAAUAAAAAUGUAUUAGGGAAUCCAAAGAAAAGGAUUAUGAAUAUUCAACAAAGGCUCAAAGUUCUUCAAGCAGGGGUUAUGUCGGCCCGAAGCAAUGAAGAGAAAAGUCGACUUCAUAAUGAACUCGAGCACUUGUACGGGGAUUUAGACACAUAUUGGAAACAAAGAAGUAGGAUCCAGUGGGUACAGGAAGGGGACCGUAAUACGUCUUUUUUUCAUGCAAAAGCAUCUACGCGUAAGCGGGCUAAUCACAUUGGUGGUAUUGAGGACAAUUUUGGAGAGUGGAAAACAAAGCCAUCGGAUAUUGAGAAGGUUAUUACUGAAUAUUUCGGUAAAAUUUUUCAUUCGAGUAGUCCAAAUGCUGAUGAAAUGAGAGAGGCAGUGGGUUUGCUUAUUCCAAGGGUGUCAAAUGAGGCAAACCAAAUGCUUACUCAACCCUAUUCGCCGGAAGAAGUGAUCACUGCUCUUACCCAAAUGGCCCCGCUUAAAUCUCCGGGCCCGGAUGGUAUGCCAGCAAUAUUUUAUCAGAAGUAUUGGCAUAUUACAGGCCCCGAUAUCACUCGUUGCGUUCUUGAAUUUCUCAACUUUAAAAGGGUUCCGGAAAAUCUCAAUCUUUCUCAUAUUGUCCUCAUUCCCAAAACGAAAAAUCCCAGACGUGUUAGCGAUUUCCGUCCCAUUAGUUUAUGUAAUGUCGUUUAUAAGAUAGGUUCCAAAAUGAUUACUAAUCGCCUCAAGAAAAUCUUAAACGACAUUAUAUCUCCUACCCAGUCGGCUUUUGUUCCUCAACGCCUUAUUACCGAUAAUACGCUUUGUGGUCACCUUCGCCCGUCCAGGGGCCUUCGUCAAGGAGACCCUCUUUCUCCGUAUUUAUUCAUAUUGUGUGCAGAGAUUCUAAUUGCGAUGAUUGAGCAUGAAGAAAGUCGAGGCAGAAUUCAAGGUGUUCAAAUUGCGCCUACAGCACCAGUUCUAGCCGAUAGAUCUUUUACUCACCCUUUAGGUAUAGUUGAGGAUGUAUUGGUUAAAGUAGAUAAGUUCAUACUCCCGGCUGAUUUUCUAGUACUUGACAUAGACGAAGAUGAAAAUAUUCCCCUUAUCUUAGGACGCCCCUUUUUAGCAACCGGUAGAUCAAUUAUUGAUGUAGGAAAGAGAGAGCUAAGAAUGAGUGUGGGGGACGAAACGGUGAUCUUCAAGGUGUACCGGGUGGAUGAAAAGCCUAUUACGGCUAAUGGAUGUUAUCUUCUUGAUGAGCCCAGGCGUACCAAUGGGGCUGAAACAAUCGAUUGGCCUGAAACUUGGUUUCGCAUAGUUGAUAAUUUUGACAAGUAUUUGGGAAUGCCAAUAAGUCUUGGACGUACACGUAAGGAGAUUUUCAGCUUCAUUCGAGACAGAAUAUGGGCUCGGAUUAAAGGUUGGGGCGAGAAACAACUCUCAAAGGCUGGAAAAGAGGUUUUAAUUAAAGAAGUUUUGCAAUCCAUUCCGUCUUACAUAAUGAGUUGUUUCGUUCUUCCCUAUUCCUUGAUCCGUGAUAUAGAGGCAGCGAUUAGACGCUUCUGGUGGGGUGAUGGAGUUAACAAGAAAAUGAGCUGGAUGUCGUGGAAUCGUCUGUGUGAGCCAAAAAGUUUAGGAGGUAUGGGGUUCAGAGACCUGAAGAGUUUUAACAUAGCUUUACUCGCAAAACAGGGGUGGAGAAUUCUUACAAACCCCGACUCCUUGUUAUCGAGACUACUGAAAGCACGGUAUUUCCCGAGAACAGGUUUUCUUAGAGCUUCAAAUGGGGUGCGGCCCUCGACCACUUUGAGGAACAUUGUUUACGCAAAACCUUUUCUGGAAAUUGGUUUAAGGAAGAGAAUAGGGAAUGGCAAAAAUACAGCGAUUUGGGGGGAUUCGUGGCUUCAAACGGAUGGAGCUUUUAAGGUUAUAACGAAGAGACCGUUGCAUUCGUCCUUCCCAGACCAAGUAGCAGAUUUGAUUGACAAUUCCACAAAAAAUUGGAACGAACAGCUUAUUAAUGAUGUGUUUUGGCCGAUCGACAAAGAGAGAAUUUCGGAAGUUCCCAUUGGAAAUCUCGGAGCAGAAGAUCGUAUGGUAUGGCAUUAUUCUCGGAAUGGGAAGUUUAGUGUGCAAACCUGCUACCACAACAUACGUGUUGCAUUGCUACGCACAAAUGGUAGGGUGCAUGGCAUUGGGAGUGGUUCCACAACGAAACCAUGGAACGUUAUUUGGAAUCUAAAGCUUCCACCCAAAAUCAGAAUCUUUUUAUGGAGGGCUUGUAAUAGUAUUCUACCAACGAAUGAAGAGCUUUUCCGGAGAAAAAUAAGCACUAGCCCGUCGUGUCGACGAUGUGGUUCACCCCGAGAAUCAACUAUGCAUGUUAUCGGUCACUGCGGUGGGAUGAAUAAAGUAUGGGCAACACCUCCUUUCAAUAAACUCGAUAAGGUAGGAAAUUACAAUAACUUUUGGUUGUGGUUUGAACACCUUCGUCUGACAUUGAACAAGGAAGAUCUGAACCUUGCAAUUGUCAUCAGCUGGAAAGCAUGGCAUAUUAGAAACCAAGAAGUGCAUGAGUCGCCUAACACAGUGGUUUCGGACCUGGUCUCUUGGGGGAAGAAUUAUUUGACAGAAUAUCACAUAGACAGGCCCACAAUUUUGCAAAACUCAGCAAGAGAGGGAAAUGCAAUUUGGUGCCCUCCUAACGAGGGUACAAUUAAAGUGAAUUUUGAUGUGGCGUUUCCGACCGGAAAAAAGUUUUAUAAAGUGGCGGCGGUGGCUCGAAACUCAAUUGGGGAGUGUGUGUGGUGGAACGUACGGAAAUUUCUAGGCCGACCGAGACCUGUCGAUGGCGAAGCAAGAGCGGCGCUACAUGCUCUUAUGAUAGCUCGAGAAAAAGAAUGGAAAAAAUUAUCAUUGAAGGGGAUUGUUUGCAAGUUAUUAAUGCACUUAAAAGUUCAGAGAGCAAUUUGA